AUGAAAAAGUACGCUGAGCAGAACAUUGUGUUGGAGCUGGAAAACAAACGACUGUGUGCAGAAAUAGCAAACCAACGGGAUGAAGAAAAUUGUUAUCCAUUAGUGGCGGGUGCACCGCUCCAGGAAAGGAAGAUGUUUGACGGCAAGGAGCAAUACUUUCUACGAGGAUUUGAGCUGCUUGGACUGGCCUGUAAUGCACGGGCACCACCAAUUUACAACAAUGUGCAACCAUAUAUCGACUGGAUACUGUACAACAUGCGGUACCGCAGCUUAGAGUCAGUGGAUGGGUUGACAAUUUCAAAUGCUAACACCACGCAACAAACACUCGAGUCGGAAUGGGCCAUGUUGCAGCAGCAGCCGGGAAAGGAAAAAUUGCACCUUUUCGAUAUGCAAACCUGUGGCAUACCCGGCGCAACUUUCGAAAAUUUGGGACCGCUAACGGUCACGCCGUGGGUCGGGCAGCUUGAAUCUACCGAAAAUGUUACGGAUGAAGACUUUUUGGAUUCAGAUACUGUAGUGCUCAUAAGCGAAUGGUACGCAUUAGCCCCGAAAAGUAUUUUAGCGAGCAAUUCAACUUGGUAA
Anopheles coluzzii is the source of this 582-nucleotide messenger RNA. RefSeq lists its product as uncharacterized. The record is from RefSeq and is a predicted model, not a curated record. NCBI's taxonomy places the organism in Eukaryota, Metazoa, Arthropoda, Insecta, Diptera, Culicidae. The transcript has a single exon. The coding region runs from base 1 to 582 and encodes 193 amino acids.